Capsella rubella is the source of this 1785-nucleotide messenger RNA. RefSeq names its product pentatricopeptide repeat-containing protein At1g80550, mitochondrial. The transcript has a single exon. The coding region runs from base 96 to 1439 and encodes 447 amino acids. Lineage: Eukaryota; Viridiplantae; Streptophyta; Magnoliopsida; Brassicales; Brassicaceae. The record is from RefSeq and is a predicted model, not a curated record. Gene Ontology annotation, molecular function: protein binding.
AACUUGAGUGCGGUGACCUACCGGAGGGUAUUCCGGGUCAUAAUUCGCCCGUUUGUUAAUUGCUGUUAGUCGGUAAAUGAACCCCAAUUCCGCCAAUGCUACUGUUGCGGCGAUUCAAUGGAGUUCGGAUUACUUCUGCUGGCUCCGUUCGGCUUCUAUCUGUAAAACCCAUUGCCAGUGUUGAUGAUGCGAAUCUUCGAUGUCAGGAAGAGGAUCAGUCCAGUUACGAUCAGAAAGCAGUAUGCGAAGCGCUCUCCUGUUACAGCAACGAUUGGCAAAAGGCGUUGGAGUUUUUCAACUGGGUCGAGAAAGAAUCCGGAUUCAGACAUACCACCGAGACAUUUAAUCGGAUGAUUGAUAUUCUGGGUAAGUAUUUCGAGUUCGACGCUUCUUGGGGUUUGAUAAACCGGAUGAUUGGAAUGCCUCAAUCUCUGCCGAAUCACGUUACGUUUCGUAUAGUCUUCAAGCGUUAUGUUACGGCUCAUCUUGUCCAGGAAGCUAUUGAUGCGUAUGAUAAAUUGGAUGAUUUCAAUUUGAGGGAUGAAACAUCUUUCUAUAAUCUGGUCGAUGCGCUCUGCGAGCAUAAACAUGUGGUUGAAGCUGAGGAGCUUUGUUUUGGGAAGAAUGUGAUUGCUAAUGCUUUUAGUCUUAGUAAUACUAAGAUUCACAAUCUGAUUCUUCGCGGGUGGUCCAAAUUGGGAUGGUGGGGUAAAUGCAAGGAGUUUUGGGAGAAGAUGGACACUGAAGGUGUUGCAAAGGAUUUGUUUUCGUAUUCUAUUUACAUGGAUAUCAUGUGCAAGAGUGGUAAACCAUGGAAAGCUGUGAGAUUGUAUAAGGAAAUGAGGAGUAGAGGGAUAAAGCUCGAUGUGGUUGCGUAUAACACUGUGAUUCGCGCCAUUGGAGCGUCGCAAGGUGUUGAGUUUGGUAUCAGGGUGUUUCGCGAGAUGAGGGACAGAGGCUGUGAACCUAAUGUUGCAACGCAUAACACAAUCAUCAAGCUUCUAUGUGAAAACGGGCGGAUGAGAGACGCGUAUCAGAUGCUUGAUGAGAUGCCUAAGAAAGGAUGUCAAGCAGAUUCGAUAACUUACAUGUGUCUCUUUGCCCGUCUGGAGAAACCAAGUGAGAUCCUAAGUCUGUUUGGUAGGAUGAUAAGAAGUGGGGUGAGGCCAAAGAUGGAUACAUAUGUGAUGCUAAUGAGGAAGUUUGAGAGAUGGGGAUUUCUUCAGCCGGUUUUAUAUGUGUGGAAGACAAUGAAAGAGUCUGGGGAUACUCCUGAUGCAGCUGCUUAUAACGCUGUGAUUGAUGCUUUGAUUCAGAAAGGAAUGUUGGAUAUGGCUAGGGAAUAUGAGGAGGAAAUGAUUGAAAGAGGGCUAUCUCCAAGGAGAAGGCCUGAGUUGGUAGAACAGUCCUUGGAAGAAACGCUGGUUACUGGUAGAUAAGAGAUCAUUCUAUUGGUUAAGUGUUCAAAAGAUAAAUGAAGGGACUGGUUCUGGUGCCUGCGUUUCUGUCUUGAUAUCAAGAAGCCUCCGUUGGUUGAAGAAAUCUCCCUCAAGGUAUAUCAUCUUUGCCAUAAAGUGCACACAUUUCAGUUCAAAGCCGAGGAGGCACGAUGUAGCCAUUUUCCAGAAAGGAAAAAAAAAAAAGAAAAAGAGUUAUUUUCUUAAUUAAACUUUCUGAAGAAAAAUUGCCACGAGAAAAGCAAAAGCAGAAAAAAGUUGGUACCAGUCAAAACAUUAAUCAAUGUAAAGUUAAUUGUGUAAUUAAUGCCUUUCUCCGUAUCUCCAA